AUGGCACAAUACAAGGGCACCAUGCGGGAGGCUGGCAGGGCCAUGCACCUGAUCAAGAAGCGGGAGAAGCAGAAGGAACAGAUGGAGGUGCUGAAGCAGCGCAUCGCUGAAGAGACCAUCAUGAAGUCGAAGGUGGACAAAAAGUUCUCAGCUCACUACGAUGCCGUGGAGGCCGAGCUCAAGUCCAGCACGGUGGGCCUGGUCACCCUGAACGACAUGAAGGCCAAGCAGGAGGCCCUCUUGAGGGAACGCGAGAUGCAGCUGGCCAAGAAGGAACAGCUGGAAGAGCGCCGGCUGCAGCUGGAGUUGCUGCGCGAAAAGGAGCGCAGGCUGGAGCGUAAGCGCAAGAUCUCCAACCUGUCCUUCACGGUGGACGACGGCGACGGCGAUGACCACUGCGAUGACCGAGGCGACGAUCGCAAUGAAGGCUGCAUGACCGAGGCCAGCAAGAGCAAGAAGAACCUGGGCAAGAAUCCCGACGUGGACACGAGCUUCCUGCCAGAUCGUGACCGCGAGGAGGCGGAGAACCGGCUCCGAGAGGAGCUCCGCAAGGAAUGGGAGGCCAAGCGCGAGAAGGUGAAGAGCGAGGAGAUGGAGAUCACCUUCAGCUACUGGGACGGCUCGGGGCACCGGCGCACCGUGCGUAUGAACAAGGGCAGCACCGUGCAGCAGUUCCUGAAAAAGGCGCUGCAGGGGCUGCGUAAGGACUUCCGCGAGCUGCGCUCGGCCGGUGUAGAGCAGCUCAUGUACAUCAAGGAGGACCUCAUCCUGCCCCAUUACCACACCUUCUACGAUUUCAUCAUCGCCAAGGCCAGGGGCAAGAGCGGUCCGCUCUUCAACUUCGACGUGCACGAUGACGUGAGGCUGCUCAGCGAUGCCACCAUGGAGAAGGACGAGUCACACGCAGGCAAAGUGGUGCUGCGGAGCUGGUAUGAGAAGAACAAGCACAUCUUCCCCGCCAGCCGCUGGGAGCCCUACGAUCCCGAGAAGAAGUGGGACAAGUACACCAUCCGAUGA
Molecule: messenger RNA, 1017 nt
Organism: Urocitellus parryii (Arctic ground squirrel)
Lineage: Eukaryota; Metazoa; Chordata; Mammalia; Rodentia; Sciuridae
Gene: Fam50b
Product: family with sequence similarity 50 member B
Biological process (GO): chromatin organization
Cellular component (GO): nucleus
Source: RefSeq, a predicted model, not a curated record